CACAGCCUACUACUGAUUUAGUGAGUGUACUAAAAGAAACAUGUGCAACGCAGUGAAUGUCAACUGAAACCCCCGUCCAGAAAAUGUCCUCUUCCGGGACUCCGCAGUCCCCGCCGGAAAUAACCGCCGAAUGGACGGUCCACGCCCAGUUGACCCUGUCCCACCAGGGUAGCAGUUCCAACUGUGAUAAACCAGCCGCCAAUCCGGAAGAUCCCGCCGCCGCCAAAAACGACGCAAAUGAGUCAGACCUGUCCAGCAGGCCUUCGGGGCCGGCACCGGUAAAGGUGGUCUAUAAAUUUAGCACCGCCGACUCGGCCGCCGAAGGAAGCUGCUGUAAUAAUUCUCCAAAUGCCAAGGGAAAAGUCGUUGGUGGAGCUAUUUUCGGUGAAUCAGCCGUCGACGGUGUGGCUGCUGCUGCGGCACAGCCGAACCUUCCCCCUAGUGAUCCUCUAACUUCGGACAAACCCCCGCCCAAACCCACCAGCAGCGAAGAUUCCGGCCUGUCGAACAACUCCAGCUCGGCAUCGGCCAGCGAACGGCCCCAGACGCUGACCAUUACGCCGCAUCUCUUUCCCAAGUGCACCAGUACCUGCAGCAUCGUGCUGACGGCGGACCUGCAUCCGGCUUCGGUUCCAGGCGGGGAAGUUCCGACGAUUGUGGGCAAGUGCGCUUCCACCAGCAAGGUGGACAAGUUUACUCUGUUUCCGGAGCAGCCAACUAGGAUCUACGAGGCGAAGGACGCCAGCUGUCAAACCAGUGACAUUGAGGCCGCGCUAGACAAGUUGGUGCGCGCCAGUGGAGAUGAUCUGCGCAAGAAGGUCGCGGAGGUCGCGCCAGCGGAGAAGUACAACUCCUUGACGAGAAAGUCGCCCCUCUCGACGGCGGCGGACAUCAUCUCCCCUAGCAAUACGCUGCAGUCGCAACGGUCCAGCCAAAGGGACGGCGCUGGUGGAGCAGGUGGAGGUCGGAAGAAGCCCCGGACGGUGCACAUUGACGUGUACUGCACCGGGUCGGACGCGGAAUCUUCGAGCUCGUCGGAUGCAGAGUCUUCGGCGCGGUCCGUGUCUUCUUCGUCCUCUUCCGGCAGUCGGUUCGACACGAGUCACUUUGUGGAGUUGAAGUCGGCGGCGGCUGCGGCCGCUGUGGCUAAUAGCGCAAGUCAUCCGACGGUCUACGAGUCGGAGGAGUGCAAGGUUCGGCACAAGAGGGCUGGAAAGCACGAGGUUCCCAGGAGGUUACUUCAGCAGACUGUGGAUCAGAGUACGUUGUCCACGAUUGGGAGUCUGAAGAAGGCUGGCGGGCAGGGUCGCAAGCGUUGCACUACCAACGAGGAAAUCAACGAAUCCAAGCAGAUCUUGUUCAGUCGCAUACUUGGGCAAGCUCCUAAGGAGAUGACCCCCUUCCCGGACGUGGAGUACCUUCCACGCGAUCCAAGCGAUGACAACCUCAGCUCAAACUACCCGUUCUCGAACCGGUCCACCAAGCGGGACAUCACCGGCAGUAGUCUGUCGAGUGCGUUGGCUUCGGGCGGAGCUGACGAGGUCGGAGAUCUGGACGAAGCUACCGGAGGAAUCGUGAAUCUGCACCGCAGCGGCACAACUGCCACGCACUCAGACAGUUUCGAGUACGAAAACAGUGAGGAUCGGUACCGGAUUUACGAGAUGGAAAGCCGUUGGGGCAACCAGUCCUGGAAGUCCCCGUCGGUCGAGCGAAGACUGUUGGAAAUCCACAAUCCCCCGAUUCGUCGCCGAAACAGUGAGUCGGACAACCUGUCCGAGUCGGACCACAGCUUCGUGUACGACAGUCCGUCCCGGCCGGGACCCAGCGAGCCCAGCAAUCACUCGCAGGCCGAGUUUAGCGACUCCAGUCCGUCAACCGUGAAGAGUUGUCCAAGUCGCAGCGCGUCGAACGCCAAGCGGAUCCUCCAGCAGGCCCUGCUGAAAGCGGGUGGAGCUCCACCCGUGUCAACCCGCGUCUGGUCCCCGGUGGAAGGCUACUCCACGGAGUACCUGGCGCUGGCCCGACGGUUCGGCAGUCUCAUCACCGGCAAGCGGAAACCCGGCGUCCACAUGGGACCGGUCCGGAAUCCGGAGUGCCAGUGCGAGCACUGCCGGCGCUGGGUCGUCGAACGGGAGGGCGGGCUGCGCGAGCGGGCCCUCUCGGCUCAAACGCGUCUCUCGGAAUCCUCCCGCAAGCUUGACCUGCUCCGAAAAGCGCUCGAGCUCCGCCGGUUAGAACUCCCCCAAGAUUCGCAAGCCGCGAUCCAGCUCAAAGCGGAACUUCAAAAUGUGCAAGCCUCCAGCCCCGUCCCAGUGCAGUACACCUCCCUUCACCCAUUCCGGGGGACGACGCAGGGCAAACCCGCGCACAGUUUGUCCUUCAGCCGGUGUGCCGCCGUCACGGGGAAGCUCGAGGUACGGCUCAUGGGCUGCCAGGACCUGCUGGAGGACGUCCCAGGACGGUCACGCCGGGACAAAGACUCCGGCUCGAGUCCGGGCGAUUUGAAGAGCUUCGUGAAGGGCGUCACCAGUCGGAGUUCGUCCAAGAGUUACAGUGUAAAGGACGAAACGUCGUCGGAGAUUAUGGCUGUUAUUAAGUUAGACAACAUCACCGUUGGGCAGACCUCGUGGCGGCCCUGCUCGCAACAGGCCUGGGAUCAACGCUUCUCGAUAGACCUAGACCGGUCGCGGGAGCUCGAAAUCGGCAUCUACUGGCGGGACUGGCGGUCACUGUGCGCCGUCAAGUUCCUCCGGCUAGAGGAGUUCAUCGACGACAUCCGGCACGGGAUGGCCCUGCAGCUGGAACCGCAGGGACUGCUCUUUGCCGAGAUCAAAUUCCUCAACCCGAUGAUAUCGCGCAAACCAAAGCUCCAGCGGCAGCGGAUGAUCUUCAACAAGCAGCAGGUCAAAAACAUCCCCCGCGCCAAACAGAUGAACAUCAACGUGGCCACCUGGGGACGGUUGCUCAAGCGGAACACCGGAUCGUCGGCGGCGGCUGGUACCGCCCAACCAAUGAUCACGACCCCGUCAACCCCAAGUUCCACCGCCGCACCCUUCGACACCGUCGUGGAACACGACCCCGCGGAAACGCUCGGCGAGUCGGCCGACUUUAACACCAUCGGCCUCGGCGGUGGCAGGCCACUCGGAAUCCACGGCGUAGCCGUCCUGCCGGACAGUCCCUCGACGCACUCGCUCCAAAGUCCGACGAGUCCCCUCACGGCGACGACGACGACGGCCGGAAUGCGACCCGGCAGCACACCCGCCAGCUUCCGCCAGAAGAAACCGCCGAUGCCAUCACCACCACCACCAUCACAGCAGGCGGCGACGACGCCGUUGACGCAAUCGGUGACGUCGCCGACGGCCGCCGCCAAAAUGGACCAGGAGUUACAAAAUGCGUUGAGGGAGUUUGAUUUCCUGCACAACCAGCAGCACCAGGAGCAGGAGGACGAAAUGGCCCCUCAGUUUGCCACCCAGGCACCCCCAGAACUGGACCUGGACGACGACGACGACGAUGACUACGACGUGCCACCGCCGCCCUUGCCCAAAACGCCCCCACCAACCACCCCGACUGCUACGCCCCUGCAAAAGAGUCUCUCCGGAGAUUUGCUCCGGCCGGUUCUGUCGAUGCCUCCGGUGGUCCUGAUGGGAGGAGUUGGUGCAGGUGCCAACAACAACAGGGACAGCCUCAUUUCGUACACGGCCAGUCCGAUCGUGGAGGAACCGCCGUCGCCGGCUCCGGGCGGGUUAGAGUAUCCGGACUUUCGGGACCGGAACCAGCAGCUGGACUACGAUGCGUACACGGUCGAUGAGGACGAGGACGGUGGCGGAGAAACGUACGACCAGAUUAUCGAGAUCAUCCAACCGUUCGAGCACCUGGGCGUUUCCGGCAAUGUCGUACUACCACUACCACAACAACAUCACCACUCACAGGGCGUGGCCACGUCCGCGGCGGCAGCGGCAGCCGCCCUCCAACAACAGCAACAGUACUACCAGCAACAACUCCAGCUCCAGCAGCAACAGCAAGCUGCCCUUCACCCGCAACCGGAUUUGGCCGUGGCCGGUCCGGCGGCACCAGCGCGACGCCAAGGCCCCGCCCGUGCCCUCCAGUAUCGGGACAGUGCGUACGAGAGUCGGCGCCAGUCGCAGGUGGGAGGUGCCGGAAGUGGAGCAGGAAUGCAAAUCGACAGCUUCCGGCUGUUGAGCGUGCUUGGUCGGGGCCACUUUGGCAAGGUCAUUCUGGCGCAGUACAAAAAUACGGGGGAGUACUUUGCCAUCAAGGCGCUUAAGAAGGGCGACAUUAUUGCGCGGGACGAGGUCGAGUCGUUGCUGAGCGAGAAGCGCAUCUUCGAGGUGGCCAACACGAUGCGGCACCCGUUCCUGGUGAAUCUGUUUGCCUGCUUCCAGACGGAGCAACACGUCUGCUUCGUGAUGGAGUACGCCGCCGGCGGUGACCUGAUGAUGCACAUCCACACCGAUGUGUUUGCGGAACCGCGGGCCGUCUUCUACGCGGCCUGUGUCGUCCUCGGGCUGCAGUACCUGCACGAGAGCAAGAUCAUCUACCGCGAUCUGAAGCUCGACAACCUGCUGCUGGACACGGAGGGUUACGUGAAAAUCGCCGACUUUGGUCUGUGCAAGGAGGGCAUGGGCUUCGGCGACCGGACGGGUACGUUCUGCGGCACGCCCGAGUUCCUGGCGCCGGAAGUGCUCACGGAGACGUCGUACACGAGGGCCGUCGACUGGUGGGGUCUCGGCGUGCUGAUCUUUGAGAUGUUGGUGGGAGAGUCACCGUUCCCUGGGGACGACGAGGAGGAGGUGUUUGAUUCGAUCGUGAAUGACGAGGUCCGGUAUCCGAGGUUCCUUUCGCUGGAGGCGAUAGCCAUCAUGAGAAGGCUACUCCGCAAGAAUCCCGAACGGCGGCUCGGUUCGUCGGAGCGGGACGCCGAGGACGUCAAGCGGCAGGCCUUCUUCCGGAACAUUGUCUGGGACGAUCUGCUGCUCAGGAAGGUGAAACCGCCGUUCGUGCCAACCAUUCGCUCCCCCGAGGACGUGUCCAACUUUGACGAGGAGUUUACGUCGGAGAAGCCGGCGCUGACGCCCCCCAAGGAUCCGCGCGUCCUCACCGAGAGCGAACAGACUUACUUCAAGGACUUUACCUACAUGGCGGACUGGUGUUGACAGUAAGCUUGCGUCGUUUUUUAGUUAGUCUUCUUUUUUGUUCUUUUUCUGUUUUCUUCCCUAUCGUCUAUUGCGGUCUCCUCCCCUUUGAGCGAGUACUUUUCCUUAUUUUCUUUUUCCCGUUCGUUAUCGCUCAAGUGGACUAAUUGGAUAUAAAGCAAACAAAAAAAAGUAAAAGGUUUGAAGAAAACUGCAUGGGUAGAGAAAACAGUCGUUGUUAUUGAUAAAAAAAAACAAACAAACAAAAAACAUGUUAAUAAUAUAUACAAUUACGUAUGCUAAACAGCUGAUCAAACAAAAAAACAGCGACAAAAAUAUACACAAUAGGUGAUAAACAAAACAAAAAAGAGCGAGAGAGUGUGGAGAAACCCCUCUACUGCAAGCAGAGAGAUUUUUCUUUAUGAUUUUUAAACAUUUUUUUUACACAUGAAACAAAAACAAACAAGAAUGGUCUUCCAAGUGAACGAAAAAGGUAGCAAAAAAAACAAACAUUUAAGAAAGAAGCCAGACAAAGACUAGCAGCAGCUCUAUUUAAGGUUGAAACAGAAGGAAUAAAAUCAGGCUUUAAAGAUGAUUCUUAAGAAUUCGCGUGACGACGACGAGAAGAGUGAUAAAAAAUGCAUCAUCAACAUUGAGAGAGAGAGGGAAAAGUGAAACAGAUUUUUUUUUCCUUUCUUUUUAUACGAAUUUAAGCUUAACCGUUAAUCAAGCCCCCUCAAAAUCACACAUUUAUGCAGAAGCAGCAGCAGCAAACCGAAAAAGUAAUUGUAAGGUGCCUUUAUUGUUGUUGAAAGCUUGUUGAAAGCAAAGUGGAAUUGAACCCUGUCAAGCAAUGGAUUCGAUGACGUUUCUUUUCUCUUUUCUUCUUUUUCCCCCACUGAAGACAAUCAAAAUUAAAAUACUAAACCAGCGCCUUCGUUCAGUAACAGUUGCCUUUUUUUAUUGUAUUUAUAAACACUGUUUAUUUAUUCUUUUAAAACACGCCGUGAAAACAAAAAAAAAAUCACAAUUUAUGCUAGUUUUCCCCCCCACACUUCCUUUCCUGUAAACUGUAAAUUUACGUUACGUUUGCAGUUCAAUUCCAAGCACGUUGCUGAUUUUAAGAAAAUCGCCUCCGCCUCCCAAAAAAAGAAAGAAAGAGGCGAAACAGUUGCAUUAUUAUUAGUGGAUUGUGUUUAUAUUAGCUGUAGAAAGAAGCAACGCAAACACACAUACACACACACACGCGCGCGCGAUAAUGUUAGAAUAUUAGAAACCCCUAUCACUAUUAACUACUAUUACUACUACAGAAAAAAAUGUAUGACUCUAGGCUUAGCGAUAAAACGUAAAAAAAAACAGCAGAAUUAUGUAGAAGCCAAGCUCAGUUGCUGCAAGGAAAGAAAGAAAGAGGAUUAGUAGGCGCGUUGUUUAUUUUUUAAAAACGUUACAUUAAUUUAGAAACACACACCAACUCACUCACUCACACAAUCAAACGCAGGCAUCGUCACAAAAAAAGAAGAAAGGAAACACAGACACAUCCAUACAAAACACGUGAUUAUAACUUUUAUCGAGGAGAGUAGGAAAAAUGAGAGACAGAGAGAGAGAGUUUACAUAUUAAAAGAAUUGCAGAAAAAAAGAAAAGUUAAAGUGAAGAAAAAACACACAUUAUACUAAAUAGUCGUUUAUUGGUAAAGAAAAAAAAAAUAUGCAUUUUUCGAGGUUAACAAAUAUACCAGAAAGAUUAAAAGUUAAA
Messenger RNA from Culex quinquefasciatus (southern house mosquito), 6906 nucleotides. RefSeq names its product serine/threonine-protein kinase N (gene Pkn). Bases 57 to 5174 code for a protein of 1705 amino acids. Lineage: Eukaryota; Metazoa; Arthropoda; Insecta; Diptera; Culicidae. Gene Ontology annotation, biological process: signal transduction; protein phosphorylation. Gene Ontology annotation, molecular function: ATP binding; small GTPase binding; protein serine/threonine kinase activity. The record is from RefSeq and is a predicted model, not a curated record. The transcript has 14 exons.